AGUGCAGGCAAGGAAACUUGAGCUAGUAAACAAAGAGAUUUGUGUUCCCCAGUUCUGUAACCUGGACAUUUUUAUCCAGAUCAAUACUUCACUAGCGGGAAAGUCCCCUGAAAAGGUAGCCCUACGUAAUACGAAUACAAACUGCAGUCAAGUUCAUCAAGCUUGAGCAAAUACUCGCCGGGUUUAUUCCUCAUGGACAGAAGGAACGGUUUGAUAUCCACUCGAUAUCUGAUGCUGAUGGCUCAUUUGAUUCUCGCCAUUAGCUGUUUGAUGGCUCGGGAAGCCAAUGUGAAAGCAAGCCUCCCUGUUCAUCACACUGCUGAGGAAUUGCACUCCAAAGACACGGAGCUGAUUGUGGGGGUGGCUCUCACCAUCUCUUUCUUAUUCUUGGAACUUAUCACGUUUGGGACAGGGCUCACCAUGUUCUGUAGUCUGACGGGAGCAUAUUCUAUCAUGGCCCAUGCUUCAGGAGCUUUGUUGCAUGCUUACUUUAUUUUGGACAUGUGGGAUUGUUGGCUGUACUGGUGGAUUUUCGGUUUCACUGCUUGCCUGCCUUUCACUGUCGACCUCGUCGCAAUUCUCGUCAAUUUCUGCCUGCAUGAUGUCAAGUACAAGCAAUAGUCACAUGUUUUAAUUCUAUCAUAUUUAUAUUUAGUUUUAUACUUAAUGCGACGUAGUCUAGUCUACUGAGCUCAGUUAAGACACUUAGCUUAAAAAAUUGUAAUACAUGUGUUUCUGUGAUUAGAAUACCACAAAUACAAACUAUGUGUCAAUUUGUCGGCGAUCCACGCAAAUUUGGCUGUUUAGGUUAGGUUAUAGUACAUAACGUAUUGAUACUGAAUCUGUAUGAUUACAAAGUGAUCCAUCCACCGUCCAAUCUACAUAUACAUAUUCUAGUAAUUUCAUGCCGGGUUAUGAAUACAUGAAAAACUUGUAUUAUUCAGCUCAUCACAGUAUUAAGCUUAAGAAACAUUUGUCAUUAAAUUACUUCGUAUCGAAAACAUUUGUGUAUGAAAAUAAUAAAUCUAAUUCAAAUACAUUCCAACUAA
Folsomia candida is the source of this 1049-nucleotide messenger RNA. Its product is annotated as transmembrane protein 107. The record is from RefSeq and is a predicted model, not a curated record. NCBI's taxonomy places the organism in Eukaryota, Metazoa, Arthropoda, Collembola, Entomobryomorpha, Isotomidae. The transcript has 4 exons. Bases 193 to 621 code for a protein of 142 amino acids. Gene Ontology annotation, cellular component: MKS complex. Gene Ontology annotation, biological process: protein localization to ciliary transition zone; non-motile cilium assembly.